Messenger RNA from Kwoniella shivajii, 3624 nucleotides. RefSeq lists its product as uncharacterized. The record is from RefSeq and is a predicted model, not a curated record. NCBI's taxonomy places the organism in Eukaryota, Fungi, Basidiomycota, Tremellomycetes, Tremellales, Cryptococcaceae. The coding region runs from base 1 to 3624 and encodes 1207 amino acids. The transcript has 4 exons.
AUGAACAUACUCGAUUUACCUACCAAGAGCGUCGUCUUGGCUGAAAUACUCGAACGAACCGACUCAUCGAGGACAGACAUCGAAGGAUGUUUAGCUGAAUUCGUGAUUAGAGCAUGGAAACAAGGGGGACAAGUCAGAGAAUGGUGUAAAGAUGUCCAGACUAUCCUCGGGGUGAUUUCCAUUUCGACGAUAUUGCGAGAAACGAUCACCUCUCAUCCUUUGCAAAUCCUCCUUCCUUUCGUCCAUAUACCUCCAAAUCCUUAUUUUCCAACUGUCGAACCUCCUUUACCACCCCCACUUAUACCUACGUCUUUGUUAUCCACACUGGACCGUCAAUCGUUCAUCUCCGCUCUGUGUCGACUGAGUAUCGAUAACCAUGAAAAUGGAAGUAGACCAUUUUGUGAUGAACCUCUGAUUCUCGAGCUCUGUCUUUCGUACGUAGCUUCAAUGUGGCGACGAGCUCCCAAAUUACAGGUGGAUCGAGAAGAUAGUCUCAUUGAUUGGAUGAGUAAGGAUUUAACGGAGAUAGAGUUCGAGUUACAAUUACAGGGACAUCCAUUGAAUAUAGGUUCGACAAUCAUACCGAUUUUACAUAAAUUUAGAUUCCAACUUGGAUUUGUGACUUGCUCACAACUAAUCACGAAAUUCAAUUCAUUUAGUCAACCGUCUUUACUAUUGACUUCGGACCCAACCGGAACGUCUUCCUCUUUUUCUUGCUCAACCACAUCCGUCUCACCAGGAAUAUCUCAACAUGAUGUGGAGAGAUUCACCAGAGCAUGGAUCGAAAGAAGACUUUCUAUCGGUAUUGGAUAUCAAUCAAUUGUUGAGGAACUAUACAACGCAAAAUUGCGUUUGGAAGAUAACGAUUAUAAAGAUACUAUUGAUCAAGUAUUGGAAUCAUUUGGUAUUCACGGAAAAAACGACGAACCUUCCCACGAGCAAUUUGGUUUACUCUGGUCUUCCCCUUCUUCACCAACGUCCGCAUCUUACAGCACGGAUCAUAUCGAGGCAACAAGCAGACAAUCAGAAGGUUUAUACUCUCAGCUCAGUCUACCCAGCUCGCUGUCUCUUCUUACACUGAAAAUGGGUCGAAGAAGGUCUUUGAGCAAUCAUACUCCCAAAUGGUUUAGCCAUAGAAGGAACAAUUCUUCGUCUUCAAGUCAAUUUGCUUUCCCACAAUUUCAAAGAGCUCCCGGACCACCUUCCGGGCUCUUCAACAACAACGCGAGUCUAGAUGGAUCACAGCCAUCUAUCACUUCUCCAAGCAUCUCCAGCUUUACGUUUCCCGAAAACAGUAGAGAAGAAUUACGUCAAUCAGUGGUAUCACAGAGACCUAGAACAACAUUUCGAGACGAUUUGACGUCUUCAGUCAUGUCACUCACUGAUCCGGAAGAUGUAAGGACUGUCUUACUCAAUCAGUUAAUGGAAAUGAGGUAUCAUAUACAUGGUCACGAAGAUGAGGGCUGGUAUCUUGGUGGAGGAAGAGAACAAGCUGAAGAAUUAUUAUCUCACCUGGAAACAAAGAUGAUUGGUAAGAAAGACCUGAUGGGACUAAAAGAGGUUUUUCAGUCGAUGAGAUCAGCAUUUGACCUUCCUCCUUUCAUGAGAAAUGAUCCCUCAAGACCUGAAACCAUGAUCUCGUCAAUCAGACGAGACACUCUUACAGACGCAAGCACAAUUAUGCGAGAGUCAAUUGAUCUAGAUAGAUUUCUAGAAGAAGUGGCACAACUUCCUGAUACCCUGCAACAACAGGAUGUCAAGGAGAUCUAUAAUGAUCGACACCAAGGGAAACAAGGUGACGGUAUUCAGCAAGAAGAACGAGAAGUUGGGAAACGUUUCAAUGGCAAUGAAAGUGAUGAUAAUCUGUCAAGACACUCUGGUCGACGUAAAUCAGCUAGCGCCUAUUCAGCUCUCACCAUGGCAUCACUGCUUACCACGGAUUCCCAACUUGAAGAACCGAGAAUGACCUCCUUUGAAAUCCAAGAAGCUCAUCGCGAAUUCCACAAGAAGAGUAGAGCUGUGGAAUACCAUUUCCCACUUCCACCGACUACUCCACCGCAAUCCACUUGGAAUAGCUACGAGUAUACCCCUUCGCCGGUAUCGGAGAAUCGCGACCAUGACAAUAGAUAUACGAGGCUCCCGCCGAAGGUGUCGAUCGGAAAUCUUAAAAAGACAAGGUCUAGAACCUCUCCCUCACCCUCACAUCGCAAAUCAACAUCAGAAAGUCGAGGAAGAUCUGCGGAACAUUUCACACCCACUCAAAACCGUCUCAUUUGGAACGAAGAUGAAACGACCAAGAUCUUUCGGUAUCAUAACGAAGGCGUUUCUUCCACUGAAACACUCUCCCCCCUUUACGCUAUAUCGCCUUCGGCCACAGGGAAUUCUCCAUCUCGAUCGUCUUUUGAAACUCACAUCGUCACCCCCGUAGCUACUCGUCAUCCGCAGCCGCUAUCCACCCUGUCGUCUCAAGCGACCUUAUAUUCUCCUCAUGAUGCACACCUUAUCACUCCUGAUAGGAGAAGAGCUUCACUUGGCCCAUUGGCUAAAUCCCGUCGGCAACUUCAUCGUCAUUUCGCUAUUCUAGAUGGCGAACAGGUUUCGCCCUCAAAAGAAAUGCGAGAACUCGUUCCGGAAAUGGAAGCUCCAGUGACUCCGACGAUGAAGAUUCUAGCCCUGUCCGAUGGAUAUUCGAGUGAUAGUCAUUCCAUCUCUCAUAAGAAAUUAGAAUCGAGAUCAAGGUGUAGUAGUUUUAGAUCAAGUAUCACUCCAAAAAUGCCGCCUCGAAUAUCAAGUUUGAGAUCUUUACCAAAAGUGUCAUUUCAUGAUGUGAUCACGAACGGGUCUACGAAGUCACCUGCAGGCAGACCACCACCGAUGUCACCACUGGUGUCCCCGGUACCAUUGAUCGCGGUUUUGGAGCUGUUCAAAAGGAAAAACGACAACGGUAUGACUAUCUUGGAAGUGGAAGAUUCGCUAUACCGCGUAGUCGAUAUAGAAAGGGAUCGAGUCAGAAAAGCAGGUGAAACCUGGGAUGAGGAUGCCAGAAGUAAAGUAAAGUGGCUGAUUGAGCAAAUCGCGAUUAUGCUUGGCGAUCCGAUCUACGUUGCUCCUAUAAGUAGGGUAGUAGCUUCUUUAUCGGGUCCUUCAUCUUCGACUCAGACUCGUCAGAACUCGAAGAAGCUACCCAAAUCAAAUCAAAAUCAAGGAGAUGUCAAAAGACCUUUAUUACCAAGAUAUAAAUCACAACCUCAAUUGCCGACUUCAACUUCAACCUCUAUUGUAUCUUCACCACCUCGACCAGCAUCUAUCCGACCUAACGUAUUGAGAAGACAUACUCAAUCAUGUAUGAGCAUCAAUUCAAUUGAAUCUGCUUCUUCGAUCUAUUCUACUCCUAGUGUCAAUAUGGAAGUUGAAGAAAUGAUCGAUAUUGAUAUUUCUCCAUCUUCGAUAGAAGGAAUAUUUGGUGACAGAACUUCCAUGAAAUCAGAUGGAUCAGUUGCACAUAUCGGUUAUCAAGAUUGGGAUAUAGCAUUGCCACAAAUGAUGGAAUGGCCAAUUCCGAGAAUUAGACGGUGCUCUGAAACCAGCGUGGGAAGUACAGGUACUUUUGGGAGAAUUGGGUGA